This is a messenger RNA of Oryza sativa Japonica Group (Japanese rice), 1669 nucleotides long. RefSeq names its product scarecrow-like protein 3. Gene Ontology annotation, cellular component: nucleus. Gene Ontology annotation, biological process: regulation of DNA-templated transcription. Gene Ontology annotation, molecular function: DNA-binding transcription factor activity; sequence-specific DNA binding. NCBI's taxonomy places the organism in Eukaryota, Viridiplantae, Streptophyta, Magnoliopsida, Poales, Poaceae. The record is from RefSeq and is a predicted model, not a curated record.
AUGUUCUCUGGUACGGACUCCUCAUCGCCGGAGCUGUCGCUCUGCUCGCCAUAUGAGCCGUGGACGCAAGGCCGUGGCCCAACCGAGGAGAUGGGCCUAGCUCUGUUGGAGUGCGCGGCCCACGUAGAGACUGGGCCCAUGGAGAAGGCCACGCGUUGCCUCGCGCGCGCCACGGGCCUCGCCGCCGCCGCCGCCGCCGGCGACGGGCCGCAGAAGCGCCUCGCCGAGGCAAUGGUGGAUUGCCUCGCGCGGCGCCUCCUCCGCCCCGUCCAGGCCAUCACCGACGCGCUCAUCGACCCCUCCGUCUACCUCGACCGGCGUUCCGUCAGGGCGGCGCGCCGCGGGUUCUUUGAGCUCAGCCCCUUCCCCAAGGUGGCGUUCGUCGUCGGCAACCGCGCCAUCGUCGAGGCGGUGGAGAACGAGAGCUUGGUCCAUGUCGUCGGAAUGUCAGGUCCAUUUACCCAGCCAUGUCAGUGGAUCCAGCUCCUGCACGAGCUUCGCCGUCGCCCGGAAGGCCCGCCGCGCGUCGUUCGGCUCACCGUCGUCCACGACGACGGGGAGUUGCUUGCCAAGAUGGCAGAGGUUCUCUCCGACGAAGCCGAAGAGCUCGACAUGGAGUUCCAGUUCCAUGGCGUCGUUGGCCAGCUCGAGGAUCUGGAUUUCAGUAACCUUCGAGAUGUCCUUGAGAUAAAAUCCGGCGAGGCGCUCGUCGUCAGCUGCACUCUUCAACUUCAUCGUCUUCUUGCUGCUGAUGACGAUGCGAUGUAUAGCUCUCGCUCUGCCCAUCUCAACCAAAUGGCGAGCAUCGCGCAGCUCCAGCAGAUGGCGGUGAGCUCGUGCCCGCCGAGUACAGGCGGCGGCGGAAGCGUCCAGUACAAAGACGACGACGACGACCCAUACCGAAGCCCUGCCACGCCGCUGACGUUCGUCUCGCCACCGGCGUCCACCCCUCACCUCCAGAUGCCGGCGGCGCUAGCCAACUUCCUGUCGGCGGUGCGCGCGCUGUCACCAAAGAUCGUGGUGGUGGCGGAGCAGGACGCGGACCACAACGGCGUCUCCUUCCGGAAGCGCUUCUGCGAGGCGCUCCACCACUACGCCGCCGUGUUCGACAGCCUCGACGACGCCGCGGCCGCCACCACCUCGGCGGCGUCGCACCUGUGGUCGCCCGACGAGCGCGCGCAGGUGGAGCGCGUCGUGGUGGGCGAGGAGAUCAAGGGCGUCCUACUCCGGGAUGGCGCGCACCGGCGGGAGCGGCACGACCGGCUGCGGCAGUGGGCAGCGCGCAUGGAGAUGGCCGGGUUCACCGGCGUGCCGCUCAGCUACGCCGCCAUCAGGAAGGGGAACGACAUGGUGAGGCGAUGCGGAUUGAGACGCUGCGAGAACAGGGAAUGCGGCGGCUGCCUCCUCCUGUGCUGGAGCUCAAGGCCUCUCUACUCGAUCUCGGCAUGGCGGCCGGCGGCGAGCGGAGGAGCUGGGUCAGGUUCAGAGAGAAGCGAGUACAUACAUGUCGGUGCCGAGGCAGAUGAUCGAUGACUCCGGUACAUAGCUUUGAUGACCAACCAGACGAAAGAGCAUGCAUUUGUAAUUUAGUUUUCAAGUUGUAACCUGUUUCUUUUUUUUUCAUUUUUUGCGAGAUUAAUUAAUCUGUAUAAGAGGCACAGAGUUCUUG